UCCAAUGUAACUGGGCUGUACAAACAAUGACUGGAUUCGUAGCAGUGCACACAGGUGCGGGUAAUUUCCUCGACGAGACGCUGUACGAACACGUAUGCCGAGAGGCCUGCAAUCAAGCAGUGAAUGUGCUGUACGCUGGCGGAACCGCGCUAGAUGCGUGUGAGCGAGCCAUCGUCAUACUGGAAAACUCGACCGCCACGAAUGCGGGCAUCGGUUCGAACCUGAACUGGGAUCGACGGGUGGAGUGCGAUGCGUGCAUUAUGGAUGGUGCCUCACUACAGUUCGGAGCCUGCACCAAUGUGUGCGACGUAAAGAAUCCAAUCAGCCUGGCACGCCAUCUCUGCGAGCGACAAUCAAAACUGCUCAGCUUCGGUCGGAUACCACCAAUGGUAUUGGUAGGGCAGGGUGCGUCGGCGUACGCGCGUGAGAUCGGUUUACAGAUGGUUCCUGCAGAGCAUAUGAUCUCUGCCAAUGCGGCCAAAAAGUACGACCACUAUCGGUCACAAAUUAUGCAGUACGAGGAAAUAAAUCGCUCCAAACUUUCGCCACUGGACACGGUCGGAGCGGUGUGUGUUGAUGCUGAGGGGUCGAUUGUGGCCGGUUGCAGCUCCGGCGGGUUGAUGCUUAAGCUGAGUGGGCGCGUGGGUCAGGCGGCAACGUACGGAGCCGGAUGUUGGGCGUUGAUGGACGAAAACACAAGCAUGUCGGCUGCUUCCUGUACGACCGGCAAUGGGGAGUAUCUGAUGAAGACGUUGUUCGCGAAGGAGCUGGUAGACGAUCUCAUCGGAUGCAACUGUCCCAUCACGUCCCAGCACCUGACGUACAAGAAGAAGCUGCUCGAAUCGCCAUUUCUGUCGAAGCAGAAGGCGAUCCAUGCCGGUUCGCUGUCAAUCAUCUACAACACGGCCAGCGGAGAUGGCGAUCUGCUCUGGGCACACACGACCAACUCCAUGUGCAUCGGAUUCAUGUCGACAAAGCAGAAGAAACCGAAGUUUGUUCUGUCUAAACUUCCACAGAAUCUCACCUGUGGGACGAAACCGGUCAUCAAUGGACACCACUUCAAGCUGAUCUAG
Messenger RNA from Anopheles maculipalpis, 1073 nucleotides. It is a transcript of the gene Tasp1, whose product is annotated as threonine aspartase 1. Gene Ontology annotation, biological process: protein maturation. Gene Ontology annotation, molecular function: threonine-type endopeptidase activity. The coding region runs from base 27 to 1073 and encodes 348 amino acids. The transcript is spliced from 3 exons. The record is from RefSeq and is a predicted model, not a curated record. Lineage: Eukaryota; Metazoa; Arthropoda; Insecta; Diptera; Culicidae.